UGUAUGAAAUGGGGGAAAUAAUUGAAAGUGUAAUUGUGACAGCUCGAAAAUUUCCUUGUUUUCGUUGGAAAUUCGCUUGAGUUUUGACGUAUUUUCCCCGACGGUUCACGUUAAGAAUUGCCUUUGGCCGCCACCACAAGUUUGGUGAGAGUUGAAUAACGAAAGGCGUGCAGUGAAUUGAAAAUCCGAGUGCAGUGCAAGGAAAAAAAAGCACGUUGUUUAUCGGUGAGUGGAAACGCGAGAAGUGCCAGUGGUCCCUCUCCUACCCUGCUUCCUGGCCUGAGGAGGGUCACGUAGUCUCGCCCAUAUAUCACUUUAAGCGUGCUUGUAAAGCACCUUGUCUGGAGGAGGUUGAGUUGGCCGGGGCACUGUGGUUAGUUUGUGACGAGAGGUUGUGUGUGCAGGAGGAGGCCAGGAACAUGAAGGAGAUCGAGAGUCAGCUAAUUCGACCAGGGGUUAGCUAUGAGAAUCGAGUGAGUGCCGUGCUGUCGGGUUGGGAACACCUGGCUGGUACUGUUCAAGGAGACGUUAGCCAAGUGCAGCCUCUUGCAACCUUUCUCUAUCGAUGGAGUUUACGACUGGUUCUACAAGGAGAGUGGCCAGGAUUAGCCCAGAUUGUGAAGACUCGGCUAGGUGUGACGCUACAUCGAUGUUCGCGAGUGGCUGUCUUACAGCCCCUGUGUCGUACAUUAUUACCUCUUGUGUCGGAUCCUUGGGGUCAAACAACAAAGACUAUCUUCUCAGAUUCAGAGGUUCAAGAUAAUGAAGCUAUAAAAUACAUCUCCAAUGAAACCUGGGAGGUGGUACGUGUGCGAGUGGACACAAUGAUCGAGUCAAGAUGUGAAGAGCUUGCCUUUCGUGUCCUCAAAGUUUGUAUUAGAUGUAUACGUCUCAGAUCUGAAGGGAUGGAAGUUCCACUCUAUACAGAUGAAGACCACAAUCACUAUGUUGAUUUGUAUUUUGCUCUGCUAUAUAAGUUCCAGCGCAAAAGUUUUUUAGAUGAGGUUACGGCACAGCUGGAUGUGAAUGAAGGUGUGAACUUAGUAAGAAGACUUGUUGCUAAACAGGACAAGGCUAAGGUCUGGAAACAUCGGCUGAAAAUCGCAGACCUUGCUAUUCAAAUCUUCUUGGCCAAGACCAUUGUCAAGAAGUGCACCCAUGAUUUUUGGAGUGUUUUUCAUGAAUGGUGUGGUGUACAGGAAGCUGCUGCAGUUCCUGAUGAUUUGCUAAGUCAAAUGAUCCACAAGUACAUGCAACUCUCUGAGUCGUCGUUGCAUAUAUACAAGAUGAGCUCCAUAUUAUAUAUGAAGUUUGGAAAACGGGUGGCUUCGCUUGUGACUGAGCUUUUGAUUCGAGCUCUGACCAUGGACAUGAAUAGCUUAGAAGCUCUAAAAUUAAAGGAGAGAGAAGGUAACAUAAAGGAUGCACACCUGCAGUUGGAGCAACAGAUGGCUGCUGGUUUUAUGGAUCUAGCAACAGUCUUUACAACUCAUAAAAGUGUGGCAAGAGAAUGUGUGCUCACUGCUUUCAGUCUGCACCCAACAUCUGAUCGCUUAGUCUUGCUCAACAGCUUUGUGAGAGAGCCCUCCCCAUUCCAUGCCAGUGAUGCAGCUUCCAGUGUGCAGCCACUCCCUUCUCCUUCAUCAACUACACCUCAGUCUCCACCCACUUCUCCUCGUCCUCCACCUCUUCCUCCCCCUCACUCUCCUGACUUUAAACAGGAUGAUCGUACAUUACUGGGGUUAUCAGCCAUGUGCCUCCAAUCUUCUUCUUCAACCAGCACCACAGCAGACAGUCUUGACACUUUACAUAGCUAUCAUGGUGUUCAACCCACACAACCCCCCUCUUGUUUUCAGUCCACGUCUUUAGACCUUCAUAGAACACAAAUUUCUCAAGAACAUGCACACAGUCCUCAUUUAUUUACAAGGAUUAAGUCCAGUGCAAGUGACUCAGUCCAAAUUAGUCAUAAUUGUGUUGGUGUUCAGGAUAGUGUUAAUAUUUCUGAAAUGGAAGUGACUAGUGCCAGUGCAGUACAAGUGAGUAAUCAGGAUGAAAAUGACACUGAUUUUAUAGUAAAAGGCCAAAGUUCCCCUCCAUUAAUUAAGCUUAAAGAUCCCCCACAUGAUGGCCAGUGUGUGACACAAAUAACUGUAGACACAGGACAAACUCCCUCAAAUUUUUUACCCACUCAAAAUUCUCAAAUGUCACAAGUAAAUAGUGUAAGCAGUGCUCAAUUAAAGACAGAUGAUGUGUGUGUGUUGGAAACCAAAGAUGCGGUUAUUGAUGACGAGGGCAGUGAAAAUAGUGUUAAUUUGGAAAAUAGAAUUAAGGAUGAUGUAGAUUCUAUGGACAAGUUUUACAAAAGCACGGAAAAUUUUAUUGAACAGUUAAGUCAAGAAACACCGAAGAAAACAUCAAGGAAUUUACUUCUGACUAAUUUGACUGAAACAUUGUUGAGUCGGUGUCAAAAUUAUGAUGUUCUGACUCACCCCAAUCAGGUACUUGAUGCAGAUCAGCUAGGCUUAACAAAAGAACUCUGUGAUGAUUUGGCAGUGGUGCUAAGUAGUCCUCGUUGGCAAGUUUUGUCAUGGAUGCGUGAUUGGAGUGAAUUAAGCAAAAUAUGUGAACGUUACCUUAAUGAUGCUGAUAGUGCUAAGAAUAUGACCAAAGAAUUAAAGUAUCUCAAUAUUGAUUAUAGCCAGUUUCGAAAUAUGCCUUCAGCCGAGAUAACAGAAUUCACUGGGAUUGAAAAAGGGUAUGAACACUUUAUUGUACGCGAGUCUGAAAGUGAUUACUCUGAAGGGGAAUAUUGUGCUCAAUCCAGAACGGGGCGCUACUCAUCUGUUGAUUCAGACUCUACUGACAAUGAAAAACAUAUUAAGAGGGGAAGAGGAAGACCAAAGAAAAUUCCUCAUGCUAAUAGACUCUAUGAUUCUGAUUCUGACUAUGAUUCUAAUGAUGGGAGAAGGGAUGGAUCACAUUAUGUGAUGUCGGAGUCGGAUGAAUCGGAUAUGGAAAGCAAAGGCAAAACGAGAUUACUAAAAAUGGAAGCUGAUGGUGGCAAAAUAGUUGAAGGGAAGAGAGUAACUGCUGUUAGUAAUCAAGACAGAAGUAAACGAAUUCGAAUUGAUGCUGAAACUGGGAAACUAAGACGCGACAGAAAUUUAUUGAAUACCCUUCGUCUCUUUCGUCAUCAGAAAUAUGGAGGUGAAACUGUAAUUGAACAUAAGUUUGAAGGUGCAGUACGAUCCUCGGAUCACUUUGCUCCUCCGCUCAGCUCACUUAAUCUUAACCCUCGUGUUGUGUUGACCGAACGUGACAAAACUGCAAUCGGUCAACAGAUGCAGAGGUCAGUGACAACAGUUGCUGCUGGGAGGAGUAUGGGACCAGUGAGAACCACUCCAUCUAGUCAGCCUCGAGGGUCCUGGAGGUAUGCAGGAUCUUUGGUGGCACCCAAUCCUACCACAACUACACGACCAGCAGCAUCUGUUUCUCUCCCUCGCUCUAUGUCGGUUCAGUGUUACCUCCGCGCAAAAGAUGGCAAGGUGCGGGUUGCUCCACUUCAAAGAGCAUUACUUUGUGGUACUCGCCCACCCAAUCCUGGCGGGAGCAGCAACUACUUAAGAAUGAUAAAUGAACCAACAUCUGGCUAUGAUGACUCGUAUGCCAAAUUUUUGCUGCAGCAAAACUCGGGGUUUAGAAGCAAAGGUUCUAGCGUUACUUUGACUAGAAAAAACAUGUCACUUGAUGCUAGUCUUGAUUAUCUCAAGAAACAAGGUACAACAGUUACUUAUAAGUCUCAGAAAGUUCCAUCUGCUUUAGCACUAGCUAAUGCUCAGAAAACUGUCUUAAAUAGGAUAAUGUCACCUGAAAAUGCCAUAUCAGCAAUGAGCGGUCGCACUGCAAUUGCAAUGCCAGUUAGUAAUAAUCCUCCAAAUUUACCACCAACUGACAAGACUAAUCCAACAAAUUUAAAUCGGGUUUUACCUAAGGGCACAACUCUUGUUAGAAAACCAAAAGCAGAUGGUGCCGGACCUAGUGGUCUCAAUAAUGGUGGAUCUAGUGGUAUAGUUAGUACUCGAACUGUGCUUACUCGACCUGGAACCUUUUCAACAGUGGUUGCACGACCUGCUGUUACAGUUUCCAGUGCUAGCCUCCGUACAGGGAACCCUGUAAUGGCUGUACGGACAAAUGCAGCUACAAUCCGUUCAACAUACUCCCGAGGAGUUGUUGUAACUGGAAACAUGGGAGUGCAAGAGUCGGUGGUCAAUAGCGGUCCAACUCUGACAUCAGUUGUAGCCAGUUCUACAUCAACAACAGGAACUGCUCUUGUUGGGCCAGCAUCAACAUCAACUUCAUUGCCGGCCCCUUUAGUCUCAGCCACGGUGGUAGGGAGUGUCCUCAACUCCAAUACCAACAAUCUUAGUUCCCCCUUGGGGACACUAGGUGGAAAUAAUGGCAAGCAGCAGCAGCAGCUGCAGCAAACCUGGGAUGCAGUUCAGAGUGAAACAGUAUGCGUCAGUGAAGCACCACUUGCUAAUUUAGUCAGUGGUAUUGACAGCACUGUUACAAUUGCUCAGAUCAGCAGCACCAGGGGAGCCACCACCUGCACCACCACCGUGGCUAGCCCUCCGGGGGACAUACGAGCAGCUAGUAUGCUUGAAACUUUACUUAGGGAUCGACCAGUUCCACCCAGCCCUCUCCACACACAAUCUUCCACAGCCAUUACCACUAUCACUGCUGCUCUGCCUCAUACUCUAACAUCUGUUGUAGGUAGCAGUGGUGUUCCUAUAGCAGUGUCAGGUGAAGGGCAGGUAACAAGUGCUGUAAUGGGUACAUUAGCUAGCACUGGUACUAGUAAUGGAAGUGUUGUUAUUACCAGUGGGACUAGCACCAAUAGUGGUGUUAUUAUGGCAAGUGGUGUAGUUGGUGGAGCAACAGGAAGUGGUGUCGUUGUUGCUAGUGGUGGAAUUCUUAGUAGUGGUGUUGGUGGUAAUGGUAGUGUUGGUGACAAUAGUAGUGGAGCAGUGCAACAGGUACUUGUUCCAGCUCAAUUUGUUCAAGUACACACUAGUGAUGGUUCAACGGGCUUAGGAAUUGUUCAUUCCUCCUCAUUGGACUUAAGGUUACAUGCUGGUACAAGGGUGAUUAAGUCUUGCAGUGGAGCAGUAAGAACGGCAGGUCAACAACAACAGGUAACGGGUGUUAUUAAUCAAGCAGGUGGUCGACAAGUUAAUGUGCUUCACAAUGUCAAGAUCUUACAGAAUGUGCAGAAUAGACAGAUUGUGCGUACAGUUGUAGUACCUCAUACAGUUGCACUUCAAGGUUUGAAUACGCAUCAAACAGGCCAUCUAAAAUCUCAAGUAGUGGCACUCAGCCAAGGAACUAGUACAUCCUCUACUACUGGCAGUGUAGAGGGUGGAGUGUUACAGCCCCAGGGUCCUUCUGCCACUGUCCGAGCAAAAAUCCCUCCCUCCACUAUUGUACAGAAGGUUUUAGGACGUGGCGGUCUUGUCAUCCGUACCUUAAGACCACAGACCUCUACUCAAGCACCUGGAGAAACAUCUACUUUUGAGGAAGGACUUGGAGCAAAACUACAACAGCAGCAGGUUGUUGAAGGUGACAAAAAUUCAGGAACCUCUACCACUAGUGUAACAGUUGCUCGAUUACCUCAAGAUGAAGGUCUUGGUGAACGUCUUAGUCACUACUUAAAAACUGCAUUAGUAAGUUCUACUAGUACACAAAGUGUAGGCACACAGACUCUUACUACAGCUGUCAAACCCUCAGCUGGUCAAUUAGUAAAUCAGGUUGCAAUGAAUCACUUAAGAAGUGGAAGUGCAACUCUUUCAUUGGCUGGAGCAGUUCAGGGAAUUGCUGGACAACCUAACACUAUAUCUACAAGCCCAACACCACCACAGCAGUCAAAUCUCUCAUCUCUUCCUCUUACUCCAACAAAUGUUGUGAGUUCUGAAACUUUGGAACAGCUUAGAGAAUUUGAAUCUGUUUUUGAAAAAGUUUCAAAUAAAUCUGGGAAAGAGGUAGCCGAUGGGGAAGCUAGCGCCGAGAGCUACUCGAGUGCCACCAUGUCCUCUGAAGAAUCAAUGAUUGCCGCACAACUUUUAAGUAUGGCCAAUGAUACGCCAGCUGUAACUACAUCUUCUAAUUAUGUUUAUUCUGUACCCACAACGGUGUAUGAUGCAGGUGGCACACGCCUAACUGAAGGAACUUACAUCACCAUUCCAAGCACCACACAAGCAGGAACCCUUAUAUUAGUAAACCAUAGUGGCUCUGGAACUGGGAUUGUAACAGUAGCAAGUGGUGUGCAAGGGCAACAGCCCCCGACAGCACCGUCACCUACAUUGUCUUCUACCUCAUCCCACUCUUCAAUAGCAUCUUCACCAUCAUCCACCUCUAGUAAAAACAAGAAACAACCACCCAAGUCGAAGGUUGUCCCUCCAACUACUCCUCCCGUUGUGGCUAAGCCAAAGACACCGCCCCCACCUAAAGCUCCUGCUCCAAAACCAACAGUUGCUAAGCCCCAGGUUGAAGAAAGCGAUGAAACUAAAGCACGCAUUCAAGCAAUAUUGGAACAAUAUAAACAAGAUCUUGCCAAUACUCCACAGCCACAACCAGCACCACGAAAUAGAAAAAACUGCCCACCUCCUAAAAAUGAAGGGAAGUCAUCAAAUAAGAAAAAGAGUCCUGUAAAGAAGGUUGAAGGUGGUGCAGUUAAUAGUCCAGCUGUAUCUGAAGGUUCAAUAGUUGGUUGUCCUUCUCCUAGCCCUUCUCCUGGGCCAGCAAGUGACAACUCUCUUGGGCUUUCAGGUACUCCUUCUGGGGUGCAGACUGUACAAUAUUCUGCCCAAGUUGUUUCUGGCCAAGUAAAUUCUCCUGCUGGGAAUACUGUUAUCCCUGAUGACAAAAUAAAGAUUGAAAGUGGCCAAGAGAUAGUUACUGCAGCAGCUCCCCAGCUGUUACAAGGUGUGGUGGUGUCUAAUGUUAAAAUGGAAGGUAGCAAUCUAUCUAAUAGUACAACCAGUCUCACUCAGGGUCUGGCAGGAGGCAGAGUGGUACAGCUUAUUCAUCAUGGUGGAAAGGUAACUGCCAUUACAACACGUCAGCCUUUAAGCAAAGUAAAAACCUCUGGUCAGUCUGGCCCACCACCUAAUGUUACUAUACAGGGCCGCAUCAAUAUGAAUGAUCUCAUGGAAAGUCAUAUUGCGUCCCUGUUGACAGGGGGUUCUAAUCUAAGUCAAACUCCCACAGUUGUUAGUAAGAUUGUCCAACAGCAGCAAAUGGCUGGUCAUCAGGCUGUUCAGCAAGUAGUUGUGCAGACUUCUGGUGGUCAACAGGUAUUGCAACAAGUUGCAGUUCAGCAGCUUUCUACUACUCAGGCAAAAUCACAGCACCAACAACAGAAACAGCACCAACAAAAGUGUGGUGUGAUCCAACAACUCCAAAUUACAGGAAAUGAGGAAGUAAUUGGAAUAACAUCACCAACUCGUUCUAUCCAUGUUAGCUUGCCGUCCCUACCAUCUGUCACUCAAAGUGACACACACACUAUUGUAAACACCAUUACUAGCUCUACCACUGUUACCAAAACAUCUAUAGCUACUAAUUCACCACCAGUUACUACGACAUCUAUCAUAACCAACACGCCUGUCAUCACUAAUACUUCCACCAGUGUUACACACAAUAGUACACCUACUAGCAGUGCGACAUCUGGCCCAACCCCUCUUUCAUUAAUUCCAACUUCACCUCUUACACCACAAGCAAAUACCGUGACUUCGCCUCCAACUCCACAACCUGUCAUAGCAUCCCCUCACACUCCAUCCCCUGCUACUGAGCUACCUCCCACACCCUCUUCUUUUCAAAUGGGAGAGGAAAGCAACAGUAGUGAACAAAGUGUUAAUGAAGGCUUGGCUGGACCAUUACCUCCAUUUUUUACCCUUAAGCCAUUUAUAAUGCAAAGCUCACAACAAACAUCACAGCAAAAUCAUCAGUCACAACAGCAGAAGCAACAAGAACAACAGAGGAUAUCAGAUAAAAGUUUUUCUUCUGGAAGUAGCAUGCAGCAAAGCACUAGUACAGCAUCAACUACACAAAUAGCUUUAACAGGAUCAGGCUCUGUGACCCAGAGCAAACAUCCCCAGCGUGGAAAUCAAGCUCAUAUUCAACUGCAGAUUUCACAAAUUUCGAGAAAACCAGCUUCAGUGAUUCGUACAGGAGUAAGUAGCGGGAGGAGGUUGGUGGUUGGAGCCACUGAUGGAAAUGGACGGACGUUAGGCCGGGGCACUGCAGCCUCCCCGUUGCUGGUCAGUGGAUCGACAGAAGUGGGUAUAGCUGUUUCACCAAUGUCUGGUUCCUCUAGCCUGGAAAACUCUCCUGCAGCAACGCAUACUCGCAUCUGCUUGGCAACAAGACCGCAAGAUACGAGGAGCAAUUCCAUUGACUCCUUAAAAAGUGAUCUCAGCAUUGAAGAAGUGCAGAUCCCUCCAAGUCCAGCCACCCUAACAAAACAGCUGCAGAGCGCUUACAUGACGGAGGCAGCAUUAUCUCCAUCAGUCUCUCAGUCACAGCACUCUGGCUCUUCCUACUCCUCACCAGGGACGACCCAUGAUCUCCCAUUUACUGAAGGCCCUCCAACCUCUGAUGACAGCUUCCCGACUACUCUGACUCAGCCUGGCUAUUCAUCUGCACCUUCUGCACCAGGAUUGUCAGUUACAGGUGUAUCCCCAGAAGGAGAUGCACAAUUGGGAGCUCUAGCAUCACCAUCUGGUGAUGUUUACCUACAUCAGUCAGGUACAGGAUUGGGCUUGGAAAGUUUAGAAACAGGAACUUUGCCCCUUGUAACAGGCAUGGAAGUAAGAACACAUUCACCAGCUCUUAGUGACUUGGUAUCAUCUGGGCCACUCUUGACUUGGUCUCCCAGAUCGGCGGACUCUAUGAUGGCACAAUCACCCUCACUUAAUGAUGCUCUUACAGCCAACAUUCCUCUUGAUGUUAAUCAUAGUGAAGACUCAUUAUGUGAUUCAUCUACAGGAUUCCCUGGUCUUUUUUCAAUAGAAGGAGAUGGUGUUAGUGUUUCAUCAAGUACGAGCGAAGAUAUGCGAAUUGCUACACCAGGAGGGGCCUCAAGUAACCAACAGCAGCAUAUGCAUCACCAAGAACAAGAGUCACAAGAACAGGAAGUAACCAUAGAUUUGCAUCCAAGGGAGAGUGAGCAAGAUCACACGAUCACAUCCACAAGAUCACCUACUCAGUUAGAAUUACCUGUAGGCACUUUAAGUGGAAUGUCUUCUCAUGGUACUCAGCCAUCAGGAAGCAUUAUAGUAAAUCAGGCUGCACAAGACACACCAUGGAGAUUUGACAAUACUGUUGGGACCCAAAACAAGCCGGUGGCUAAUCAAACACGAGUACUUGUAAAUGAACACACUAAAGAUGUAAAGCCAGCUGUAAAAAUGGAGGAAGCUGCAGGUCCUUCAGAUAUUAAUCAAGUAAGGUCAAAAAACAUAACUAAAGCCUCUCAUUCCAAAAUUAGAGAUAGGGGAAAGCAUAUGCCAAUCAAAGAGCAAGAACUUGAUGAUGUUAAAAUUGUUGCAGAAGUUGUUUCUUAUAAAAGUACAGGAAGAGAGAGGAGAUCCAUUAUGCAAAAUAAGCCUGAUGGGAUGACUGAUGCAAUCAGUAGUAACUCUUCUCAUGAAGGUUAUAACAAAAAACGAAGCCCAAGAGUAGCCUGUACUCCAGAUAGAAAAAAGAAUAAUUUGCCAGGUGAAAAUGAAGGAAGUGAAGAAAUUCCAACUAAGAAUGGCCAUGAUGAAGACUCAGAUCUUCCAGAUGUAAAAGCUGAACACAGUGCCAGUAACGUUAGAAGUAAACGUAGAAGCUCGCAGCGUACUGUUGCAGCCUCUCCCAGUGGUAUAAUCCAAAGUUCACCUUGUCGCAGCCGUUCCAAGCCCUUGAAAACUAUAGCAGGUGUUAAAGAGAAGGAAGAAUCCAGAGUAAUUAGCAGUGAAUUUAAAGAAGAUAAACUUUUCAUGAAGGUGGACAACAAAGACCUUAAAGAAAGUUGUGAAGAAGGUGUAGGGAGAACAACACGUGGAGCUAAAAGGAGAAGUGAAGGUGAUUCUGUUGGUGAAGUAAAACGUGGCAGGGGUACUAGAUUGGGUCGUAGCCGUAGUGAUGGAUAUGUAUUAUCAGUGGAUGAGGAUGUGCUAAACCAUUUAGAUGAAGACUGUGCUUUAUCAAGGGGACUACGAGGCCGUCAUGUGAGUGGUACUUCAGACACAAGUAGUAACUAUAGCUUGGAACAUGCAAUUACACCGGGACCACACGAUUCCCCUAGUAUGAGUGGGAGCAGAAGGCGACGGCGUCUUAGUCGAGAAAGCAGUGCCAGUAGUAGAGAUGGGAGCCCUCCGAUAAUGCAUGACUUUUCUCCCAGCGGUGUAAAUACUCGACGGUCCUCCUCUCGUGACCAUGCCAAAAAAAAGAAAUGUUCUUGUUGUGGGGGAGGCGAACAGAAAAAAAGUGGGUCUGGAAGUGGUAGACGAUCAUCUGCUAGAGCUUCCCGAGGCUCUAGUACUGGUACUGUGCAAUAAAAGGAGCUAACUAUGGUUGUUUUUCUGCAGUGUUAAUAUUUGCUAGAUUUUCAGGCAUGAAUGUAUAAUACUGAAAAUGAGCAGCGGUGACUGCAGAAAAGUUUGAUAGUGGCAUCAAGAGGAGCAUGAUCAAUACUACCAGUAGCACUGCAAUAGGUAAUAAAGCAGCUAUAUUAAAUGCAGUUGUGUUCACUAGAUCACACUUAUUAAAAGGCCUAACUGCAGGUCUUCUGAGCAGAUUAUCUUCCAGAACUCCAGGUGUGGCAUUUUUUAAUCAGAGGAGGAUAUCACUGCUCACUAUGGUAAUCAGUGACUCUUGAACAGUCUUCACCUCUUUCCACAGUGUAAGCAUUAAGUGUUAUAGUUUUAAUGUUCCUUUUAAUAUUUCAAAAUAUUUUUAUACUCUGGAAGACUUGCUCACUCAUGUGAGCUCUUGCAGCACAUUUUUUUUAUGGGAUGUUAGUGCCAUACAUUUCCAUUUCACACUUAUUGGACUGCAUACCACUGGAAAGAUAUCUCGGUGGUCAUCGGUAGCUUGGCUUGAUGCAUAUCUUGCAUCGGGUCAGAGCAACGAGGUCACAAUGAUCAUUUGUACCUGAAUGCUUUUAAAAUGGUGUUAGCCCAAGUUUGUUAGGCAUCCCUGGAGUGUGAUGCAGCCUCCCCUUUCUAUUUACAAUUGCAUGUGUACACACUCGCGCAUACAUGUUCUGACACAUGCACAUGUACACAUUUACAUGCUCUUGCCUUAAUUGCCACACACACACACACACACACACACACAUAUGGGCUCUUAAUCAUAUUCUCACGUGGUCUCUCUAAUAUGUACACGUACACACACAUUCACUCACACUCACUCACUCACUCACACUCACUCACUCACUCACACUCACUCACUCACUCACUCACUCACUCACUCACUCACUCACUCACUCACUCACUCACUCACUCACU
Messenger RNA from Procambarus clarkii (red swamp crayfish), 11549 nucleotides. The record is from RefSeq and is a predicted model, not a curated record. Lineage: Eukaryota; Metazoa; Arthropoda; Malacostraca; Decapoda; Cambaridae.